Messenger RNA from Pleurotus ostreatus (oyster mushroom), 1152 nucleotides. RefSeq lists its product as uncharacterized. Lineage: Eukaryota; Fungi; Basidiomycota; Agaricomycetes; Agaricales; Pleurotaceae. The record is from RefSeq and is a predicted model, not a curated record. The transcript has a single exon. Bases 1 to 1152 code for a protein of 383 amino acids.
AUGAAGCAUCUUCGACGAAAGCUUGUUCUGUUCACUGGCGCAGUUUGCCUACUUCUCCUCGUCGUACCGCUCGCGACACAAAUAUCAGGGCCUCAUACCGUGCCAUGGCACCCAGCACCCUUCGUCGAUACCGUUCUUAGACGUGCCGUCACGGAAAGUUUACCCAAAGGGGACGCGACACCUCAAGCCUCGUCUCGCAUUCGCAAUAUCCAACAAGGACUUACAUGUCUAAUGAGACAGUCCCAAUGGGCCGCAGGAAGCAGAAUUGCGCGUCUUAUGGCGGAUUCUACAUGUGCCCCUUCUCCCAACAGAGAUGCCACCAGAAGCCUGAAGCACGUUUGCUCUAUGAUACGCGGGAAAAACGUCCUCGUGGUUGGAUCCAGCAUGUCAUAUUUUCUUCAUAAUAUCUGGCUUCAUAUGCUUGCGCCAUUCGAUGGCCACCCACACACCUGCCUUGGGAUCGAUGUUUGCACCUGGCAUCAUAUCUGCCUUCCGCCCGGUGUUAAUUCUACUCUCGAGAGCUCUGGCCGGUUCAAAGUGGCACCCACUGACGAGGAUCUCCUUCGAACCGACUCAGCACUAUUUCGCUAUGUGUUGUCUGAUACGCUGCACCCCUCGUCGAAGCCUUGGGACGCCGCAUUCCAGAUACCCACUGUUGAUCCCUCGACAGGUGUGCGAUUGCGAGAGUCUUUCUGGAUCGGUAGAGCACGGGCUUCACAAGUAAUCGUUCUCAGCCGUCCUCCUGUACCUGCACCUGCCUGGACUCACGAUUCUACAUCCGCUGGCAACUGGUCAUUUCUGCGCGGCCUGCCUAUUGACGAAAGCUUGGCGGCGAUCCUCGACACCGAUGCUGAUCCUCCGCGAGAUGGGACUCUUUCCCUUCGACAAAUUCUGAUCCUCAACGCUGCCUUGCAUGCAACCGUAUCUGUCUUCCUUCCGUCGGUCUUGCAAACUCUGCAAAAGAUACAAAUAGAACCCCUUAUUCGCGCUCAAACGCUUCUUUGGCAUGGGAACUGGUAUACGAAUCCAUCUUGCGGCCGUUAUCAGAAAUCAUCGACAACGAACAUGAUGUUUCCACUAGGAGACGAUCCUUGGAUUCUGUAUCAUAACUUCCAAGGUACGAUGUCUGUAACGCCAUCUUCAAUCGUAUAA